Molecule: messenger RNA, 480 nt
Organism: Gongylonema pulchrum
Lineage: Eukaryota; Metazoa; Nematoda; Chromadorea; Rhabditida; Gongylonematidae
Source: the annotation of a GenBank genome assembly
AUGAAGGAUUUGUUGAAUGUGAGUGAUGACAUUCGCAUCUCAGGCAGCGCAGAGAUUGACGAAGUGGGUGAGCCAUCGCUGGUCAUACUUGAUACCGGUAUUGCCAUUGAGGAAACAGCGCAAAAUUUGGAAAACUUACGACUUCUGUUUCGAGCUGUUGUGGACAGGAAGGGCCGUGAUGUUGGUGAACUGCUACUCACACAUUCUCCGAAGCAGAACUGUAAAGAUCCAGAUCGGUUUUGUGAGGAAGUGGACCGAAUUGUUCAGAUUGCACGCUCCAAAAGCAGCUUACGAAAACUGAAUAUAUCGGAAAUGCUAAACGAGCUGUUUUCAAUUGUGCGACGCCAUGAAGUCUCACUCGAUCCCUCUUUCACCACAGUCAUUUUGGCAGUGAUGGUUUUGGAAGGUUUGGGUCGUUCUCUUGAUCCUGAUCUAGAUCUGUUUCAUUGCGCUCGGCCAUUUUUAUAUUCCAUGAUUUAG